Messenger RNA from Mugil cephalus (flathead mullet), 1860 nucleotides. RefSeq names its product sideroflexin 5a (gene sfxn5a). Gene Ontology annotation, molecular function: monoatomic ion transmembrane transporter activity; citrate transmembrane transporter activity. Bases 106 to 1074 code for a protein of 322 amino acids. The record is from RefSeq and is a predicted model, not a curated record. NCBI's taxonomy places the organism in Eukaryota, Metazoa, Chordata, Actinopteri, Mugiliformes, Mugilidae. The transcript is spliced from 14 exons. Gene Ontology annotation, biological process: mitochondrial transmembrane transport; citrate transport; monoatomic ion transport. Gene Ontology annotation, cellular component: mitochondrial inner membrane.
AACAGUUGACCCCCGCAAUCCUGCAGCUUCAAAUGUUUGACAGAUCAAAACAUUUGAAUUAUCUUAGAGAAGAUAAAGACUGAAGGUUUAUUUACUGGCAGUAAUAUGUCUGGAUACCCGCGCUUCCAGUACGGCGAGUCGCGUUUCGACCAGAACACGUUUUUUGGUCGGUUCAGGCACUUCCUGGAUGUGAUUGACCCCAGCACUCUCCUCGUGUCAGAGAAACGGCUGCAGGAAUGUGUGGAGCUGCUGGACCGUUUCAAACAAGGCACUUUACCUCCGGGAGUGACCGAUGCUCAGCUUUGGAAAGCUCAGAAAAUAAAGCAGGCCAUCAUCCACCCUGACACGGGGGAGAAGAUCCUCAUGCCCUUUCGGAUGUCAGGUUUCAUCCCGUUUGGCACACCUGUGGUCGUCGGCCUCCUCCUCCCCAAUCAAACGCUGGUGUCAACCGUCUUCUGGCAGUGGUUAAAUCAAAGUCACAAUGCCUGUGUCAACUACUGCAACCGCAACGCCUCCAAGCCAGCUCCAGUUUCCAAAUUCUUCCAGGGAUACGUCGGAGCGGUGACCAGCGCUGUGUCCAUUGCUGUCGGCCUGAAUGUUUUAAUCCGGAAAGCAAACCGCUUCAGCCCAACCACCAGGCUUUUGGUGCAGAGGUUCAUCCCCUUCCCAGCAGUGGCGAGCGCUAACGUCUGUAACGUGGUGCUCAUGAGACACUCGGAGCUGUCGGAGGGCAUCAGCGUGCUCGACAACAACGGGAACGUGGUGGGGACGUCGAAGGUGGCCGCCAGGCACGCUCUGUUGGAGACGGCCCUGACCAGAAUGGUGCUGCCCAUGCCCAUCCUGCUGCUUCCUCCCAUUAUCAUGUCUGUUCUGGAAAAGCUCCCUGUCCUGCAGAGACGGCCGAGGCUCAUCCUGCCCGUCCACAGCCUGGUGGUUCUCGCUGCCUUUGGCCUGGCGCUGCCGCUCGCCAUCAGCCUCUUUCCACAGAUGUCCCAGAUCGGUGUGAAUCAGUUAGAGCCGGAGAUCGCCAUGGCAACAGAUUGUAAGAUCGUGACUUACAAUAAAGGCCUGUGAGCGAUGUGAGCCGAGCCGAGCGGCGCGCGGGGAUGGGGCCCGAAACGUUUCCGGAGCUGCCAGAAACUGAACGGUGGUAAAUUUGGCUGCAGCAGCCGGCGAGGGAUUUUGUGUUUACUGCAGUUGAUAUCGAGGAUGCAUGUUGUUAGUGCAGGAAUAAUGAUUGUUAAACAAGAGAGUAACAGUGACAGGAAAAUAUGAAUCACAACACCUCAGAGAGGAUCAUCACUGUUAGAGCGGAGACGAUGCCAAGUCGCUGAAAGAAUCAAAGAUUCGCUGAGGGAAGGUGACAAUCGGUAAUUAAGUUGGCUGCUUUAUUUCUGAGCCGCACUUUUUCUGUAAUAAACAGAAUUUAAUAGAAGUUUAGUGACAUAAUCAUGGUUGUAAAUAGGCGUCUAAAGGAGUGAAGCUGUAAACACUGUGAUAAAAUGAAACCAUUUAAUGAUACGAAGCCAUAGAAUACGUGACUGUAGCUGUGAUCACUUCACUCAGAGAAUGACUUUAAAUUCUGGAGCACAAAGCUACAAUAUUACAAAAAACGGAACAAAAGAUUAGAGUUUCUGUUCAUUAUUUAUGCAAAUUAACUAAUGGCAGGUGCUUAAAUUGCUCCUAAUAUCUUUCACACAAUGAAAGAAGUUAAAUAUCAAAACUGAAACAAUGUUUGAAAGAUUUAUACUCGACCGUGAACUGUGUAAAAGUUUUAAAAUCCUCCAGUCAAAGGACAAUUAUUAACCAGAAAAGUGGAUGGUGAAUAAAUUAUAAUCAAUUAAAAGGCAAAUCACUGUA